Molecule: messenger RNA, 3464 nt
Organism: Polyodon spathula (Mississippi paddlefish)
Lineage: Eukaryota; Metazoa; Chordata; Actinopteri; Acipenseriformes; Polyodontidae
Gene: canx
Product: calnexin
Exons: 15
Coding region: 88-1863 (591 amino acids)
Biological process (GO): protein folding
Cellular component (GO): endoplasmic reticulum; endoplasmic reticulum membrane
Molecular function (GO): calcium ion binding
Source: RefSeq, a predicted model, not a curated record
GAGGAGCAAUGGCGUGAGAUUUCUUCAUUGCAACCCACACGUGACCGUGCAGCAGUUCCAGGUGGUUUGAGCUGAAAGGAAAGGAAGAUGGAACUGAAGUGGAUGCUGUGUGUCUUAUUGCUGGGCCUGAGCUGGAGUGCUACCCUGGCUCAGGAGGAAGGAGAUGAUGUGGACAUCGAUGUGGAGGAUGAGAUGGGGGAUGCAGAUGAAGCAGCAGUGGCGAGUGAAGACGCCACCCCCAGCUCCCCUCCCCCUCCCAAGGUUACCUACAAACCUCCAGUUCCAACAGGGGAUGUGUACUUUGCUGAGUCCUUCGAUAAAGGAACGUUGGACGGAUGGGUUGUGUCAAAAGCUAAGAAGGAAGACAUUGACGAGGAGAUCGCAAAAUAUGAUGGACAAUGGGCGGUGGAAGAAAUGAAGAGCUCCAGACUUCCAGGGGACAAAGGUCUGGUUCUGAAGUCUCAGGCCAAGCACCAUGCCAUCUCUGGCAAACUGAAGAGGCCUUUUGUCUUUGACACCAAGCCACUCAUCGUUCAGUACGAGGUGAAUUUCCAGAAUGGGAUUGACUGUGGUGGUGCCUAUGUGAAACUUCUCUCCAAGAGCCCGGACUUGGACCUGGAUCAGUUUGUGGAUAAGACUUCAUACACUAUUAUGUUUGGCCCUGACAAGUGUGGUGAGGAUUACAAACUGCACUUCAUCUUCCGACACAAGAACCCCAAAACAGGAGAGUACGAGGAAAAGCACGCCAAGAAGUCGGAAGCUGACCUCCGGACGUACUACAGCGACAAGAAAACCCACCUCUACACCUUGGUCUUGAACCCCGAUAACAGUUUUGAGAUCCUGGUUGACCAGACGGUGAUCAACAGUGGGAACCUGCUGAGCGAUAUGAACCCUGCUGUGAACCCCCUGCCAGAGAUUGAAGAUCCUGAUGACCAGAAACCUGAAGACUGGGACGAGAGGCCCAAGAUCCAGGAUCCCAACGCUGUCAAACCGGAGGACUGGGAUGAAGAUGCCCCAGCAAAGAUCCCCGACGAGAGUGCUGUCAAACCAGAGGGCUGGCUGGAUGAUGAGUCUGAAUAUGUUUCUGACCCUGAUGCGCUCAAGCCUGAGGACUGGGAUGAAGAAAUGGACGGAGAGUGGGAAGCCCCUCAGAUUGCCAACCCUAAAUGCGAGGCAGCGCCAGGCUGUGGAGCCUGGGAGCGCCCCAUGAUAGACAACCCUGACUACAAGGGCAAAUGGAAGGCACCAAUGAUAGACAACCCCAACUACCAGGGAGUGUGGAAGCCAAGGAAGAUCCCGAACCCUGAUUUCUUUGAGGACCUGCAUCCCUUCCGCAUGACCCCAUUCAGUGCUGUGGGUCUGGAGCUCUGGUCCAUGACCUCCGACAUCUUCUUCGAUAACUUCAUUGUGUGCUCGGACCGUGCUGUGGCAGAGCAGUGGGCUAACGAUGGCUGGGGUCUGAAGCAGGCAGCUGAGGGAGCCACUGAGGCCGGGCUGGUGGGUCAGAUGAUGACUGCUGCGGAGGAGCGCCCUUGGCUCUGGGUGGUCUACAUCCUCACUGGGGCUCUGCCUGUCUUCCUCCUCGUUGUCUUCUGCUGCUCUGGAAAGAAAACGCCAUCUGACGCCAAGUACAAGAAGACUGAUGCUCCACAGCCUGAUGUGAAGGAUGAUGCAGAGGAGAAAGAGAAGAAAACUGAGGAGGAGGAGGAGGAGGAGGAGGAGGAGGAGGAAAGAAGCCAGAUAAGAACUCUGCUGAAGAGAAGCAGAAGAGUGAUGGUGAGGACAGUCCUGCAAACAAAAGCCAGGACGAGGCAGAGGAAGAGGAUGAAGAUGAUGCUGCCGCUAACAAAACAGACGAGAUAAAAGACGAUGAUGUCUUACGAAGAUCCCCUAGAAACAGAAAGAUGAGAAAAGACUAAACUGCAGCCGCCUCAAGCAGCAGAGUCUGCCAGUCUUCAAUUUGCAACAUCUUUUGGACUAUUUCACUGCAGCAGCAACCACCACCACAGAAAAAGGAAACAAUCAUGACCAGAAACUAUGGACAUCAUGAUUCUAAAUAGAAUAGAGACUGGCUUUAUAAAAAUACUAGGUGAACAUCCAUUCAUUUUAAUGCAGCAGAAACUAGCCUUGGGGAUCCCUCUCCUGUCCCCUCCCCGUGUGAAAAUCUUUAUUGCUCAAGCAAAAGACAGAUUCCAGCUCCAUUACCCUCUCCAAAACGAGAAGUACCCUGUUGAAGAAUGCCAUGCUGGGUUUGAAUUGGCAAGAGCCACUGGCAACUGUUAAAAACCUAGAGUGCUUCUACAGUGAUUGCUUGUUUCACCUAUGUUUGGCCUGUAGGAGGCAGUGUGGCGUGUUUUGAUUUAGCCAAAGGAUAAUGGUUUCAAAUCCAAAUAAAGCAACAAGAGAUACAUGGCACAGGUUAAACUUUUUGAAACAUUCCUGUUAAAACAAGGGCUUUAACGUUAUAAGCUUUUGGGUGAAAACUUGAAUUUAAUAUCAUGGUUUACAUGGCUGCUUUGUAUUUACAGUGUCCUAGACGUAAAAAGUCUGAAAUGGGACAAACCAUGCUUAAUUUGACUUUUUUAAUCUGAGCUUUCUUCUGGGAAUAACGUUCUCUGGAGGGUUUGGUUGAGCGUAUUAACUUAUUUCCUGUUAAUAGCUCAAGAUCCAAAAGCUGAAUUUUCACUUUUUUGCAAUUCUUAUUAAUAUUUGUUUGGUUUGUUGCUUAGUCCAAUUGCUCCUCCCCUGCCCUUAGGUUAGAGAAUGCUGCCUUAUUGUAAAAGAGAAGUUGAGUGCCAGGAUUGAUAAAUGAAUUAAUUAAUUCUUCAGUGUAAUGUGAAAAAAAAGGGAGGGGGGGGGUUAUAUAUUGUUACUUAUUUUUUAUUCUUUAACACAUUCUAAAAUUGUUUUAAUAUAAAACUAGUGUUUCCUGAUAUGCAAAGCCCAGCUUUCAAAAGAACAAAAGAGUAAGAAAAAGAGGUUUAUCACUCCAGGGACAUAAAGGCACAGCAGAAUCUUCCUGUAGAACACCGUGCUAAAAAAUAAAUGUGCCUCAUGGAAGAUCACUGCUGAUUUGUGUAAUUUUACAAUUGAAGGGAAGACUGGGAGCAAUGAAUCAAAUAUAUGUCCUUGGUACAGGGCUGAUUUUGUGACUCCUGUUUGAGUCACUAGUGUUUCUCCAGCUUCAUCAGUCAUUUCUUUCUUGCUCAUUAAAAUAGUCCUAGCAUCACACGUUAUUGAAACAUGUUUUAAAUACACCAAAUUUAACCUCUCUAAAUAUGUUCCAGUGCAGCAAUUGUAAUGUUCGGAUGGUUUAAAUCUCAAAUAAAAUAAAUCUGUUUAAUUUUCUUUGCCUUACUGGUGCAAAUAAUACCCAUUUUCUGUGAGAUUGAUCCAGUAAGUAUAGGCAUGGCUGUACUUACUGGUAAUGUUAUAUAGCAACAAUAAAUAUAGCACCACUAACA